AUGACAGACCACGAGGUCACGUUUCAGAGGGUCGGUGCGAAGAAGGCUGUGUCCUUUGAACUCUCAAGUAGUGAUGACCAAAGCGUGUUACCAUCGCCCGCUAGUCCUGCUAGCGUAGUGGAUCAGUGCCUGUCCGGUGAUUACAUCAGACCUUUGCGACAUUAUUACCUUCAUCCGUCGGGUAAGGGAAUGCGACCGGUUCCGAGCAUGAACACAUUGAACCGCUUGGAGAGGCAGACAAUCGUUCUCUGGCGGAAGCCUAUGCAAACCGUGUACUACUUCUUCCGAGAGUUGAUAUGUCUGUCGUUGGAUUACGGCUGCAGAUUAUGGGCCUUUAAAUCCCAGCUGUUUCUGGCCAUUCUAUCGUGUUUUUGCUUCUACGUCGUGUGCCAUACGCCGGGUCAGCAUCAGAGGGUUGUCGCUUAUCUUGAAAAGAGGCUACUCUGGUGUGCGUACUGGAUCGGUCUUGGUAUUUUGUCAUCGGUCGGUUUAGGAACCGGUCUGCAUACAUUUCUCCUUUACCUGGGUCCUCAUAUAGCUUCUGUUACGAUCGCCGCAUUUGAAUGUGGCAGCCUGAAAUUCCCGGAACCUCCGUACCCUGAUGAAAUCGUGUGUCCCUACAAUGGCGAAGCGUCGUUGAUCAGUUCGAAUUCGUCGAUUCAGCUAGAUGACUCUGCGUUUAAAGUCAUGCACAACAGCAGCAUGCUAGCCGCCAGUUCGGUGGUUUCCAUCUGGGCGAUCAUGAACAAGGUUCGUCUGGAGUCGUUUAUGUGGGGAACGGGAACGGCUCUCGGUGAGCUACCGCCGUAUUUCAUGGCCCGUGCCGCUCGAUUGUCUGGAGAAGAACCAGAUGAUGAAGACUACCGUGAGUUCGUACAGUUUCUCAGACAGUCGCAGCUUGAUCACAGAGAGAGCUGGAUGGACAAGUUGAAGCUGAUGAUCCAGCGUGUGGUUGAACGCGUCGGCUUUCUAGGCAUAUUGCUUUGUGCGUCGAUCCCGAAUCCGCUGUUCGAUUUGGCUGGCAUCACCUGUGGUCAUUUUUUAGUCCCAUUCUGGACGUUCUUCGGAUCAACCUUGAUUGGAAAAGCUGUGAUCAAAAUGCAUAUACAAAAACUGUUCGUCAUCAUCGCGUUUAGCGAACAGCACUACGCCAAACUGUUAAAUCUUCUCAAGAAAACUCCAAAAAUUGGCCAUCGCUUGGAAGCGCCGUUCAGCGAAUACCUGAGGACGCAGAAAGUGAGGUUGCAUCAUUUGAACAGCGGCGACGCACAGAUGAAAUCUAAUCGGCUGCAGCUGGUGUUUGACGUAGUUCUCUAUGGCAUGGUCGCCUAUUUCCUUAUUUCACUUGUCAACUCGUUGGCGCAGAGCUAUCAUCGUCGGUUGUGGUUGCAGAAGAAACAUGAUGACCGCAUAAUAAAAUUUCGGUUUGUACUUCUGGCUUAA
Molecule: messenger RNA, 1443 nt
Organism: Soboliphyme baturini
Lineage: Eukaryota; Metazoa; Nematoda; Enoplea; Dioctophymatida; Soboliphymatidae
Source: the annotation of a GenBank genome assembly